Molecule: messenger RNA, 5216 nt
Organism: Drosophila arizonae
Lineage: Eukaryota; Metazoa; Arthropoda; Insecta; Diptera; Drosophilidae
Gene: mura
Product: ring finger protein murashka
Biological process (GO): protein ubiquitination
Molecular function (GO): ubiquitin protein ligase activity
Source: RefSeq, a predicted model, not a curated record
UUGUUAAGCUUUUGUCUAAUACAAAUUGUGCUUUUCAACGUUUACGCAUAUACGUAGUGAAAUUAUAUAAAACGCAAUUGUUUAAUGCCAGUUUUUAUUUGUAUGGUGACGAAGUGGUUGUCAUUGUGGAUUCAUAUAUAUAUAAAUGUGCGUAUGUAUGUGUGUUUUUAAAUGAAUGUGUACACACACACUCUUACUGGCACACACAUUCAGUAGAAAAUAUGUGAACUUGUGUUGAUUUUAAGUGAGCUACAACCAAAGGGGAGCGGUUCGAAGUCACUGUAGGGCACAGAGUUUCGAUUUUUUACCCAUAUCUAUGUAUACUCACAACGCAUUUACAAUUGAUACGUUUUGACUCCCCACACACAAAGCAAGAGACAGAGAGAGAAAUAAAGAGAAAGAGAGGCACAGAAAUGGUGAGAGUUUAAGCGAGCGAACGAACAGGGAGCAAAUAAAUGGUCUGUCUGAACAUUUUACCACACUACCUCUUUGUCUGUUCAAGCGAGUUCUCGUGCUGGUAUUUUACUCGCUCGCGUCGAUGUGUAAAAUUAUUUAUUUUUUUUUCUCCUGGUUUGAUUUUGCAAUCGUUUGUGUCAGUGGUGGUUGUGUAGCUCUGUUCGGCUGCGCGUUAUUGUGAAUAUUGUUAAUGUACAAAUAUAUGCAAUAAUAUUAUGGAACACAAAUAUCUGUAUGUGCAGUUAACAAAAGUCAGGCAUACAUUUCUAUAGUAUACAUACAUAUAUUCAUAUAAUCGAUGUGCGUAUGCGUGUGUCUUAAAAAGAGCAAUCGUCGUUGAAGUUCGACUACCAUGACUACGCAAUAGCAACAACAAGAGACAGCGCGACUCGACUUGGUUAGCUUUAAAUGAGACAAACAAAAGUUUGAGCAAUCAAGAAUACAAAAUAAACAAACAAACAACAACAAGAACACCAACUGCAGUUAAGUACCAAGCAGCAGCCGCAACAUGCUGAACUCCAAUGCGAAUCAUUCGGGCAACAGCCGGCGGCCGUUUUCCCGCAAUUCCUCCUCGGCCCGUUCACAUCGUGGCCGUAUGCUGUACUCCCCGCAUCCGCAUGGUCAGCAGCAGCAGCAGCAGCAACAACAACAACAACAGCAGUCGCAGAGAAACAACAACAAUAACAACAAUGGCCUUGUGCCGGGUCAUAGUCCCUGGUGCAAUGUAAAUCUGAAUCGCCACAAUAAUGAUAGCAACAACAACAACAGCAACAACAAUGCCAACAAUAACAAAGAUGCAAUCGAUGGCAGAAAUUCGAAUUGCGAUGUACAAACAAGUAAUUCUAGCGGAACUUGUAUUUAUAACAAUAGCAAAACGCAUCAUCACAAUAACAGCCUUAACCUCAAUCAUGAUCAUAAUGCCUCCUCACAACAACAGAAUCAUCAGUCACAAGUCCAUCAUAGCCAGCCCACUCAGUAUAACAGUAACAAUAACAGUAUCAGUAACAAUAACAGUAACAGUAACAUUAACAGUAACAGUAAUGUUAACCAUAACAGCUAUCAUCAUUCAAUUACCAACAUUGCACACGACAACAAUUGCACUGUUAACAAUAGCAGCAGUAAUCGCAGUAGUUUGCGAAGUCUACACAAUGAAAACCACAAUCCCAAUCAGUAUUUAAUCUCCAAUCAGAGUCCAAAUGUGAAUCACGGCUAUCAGAGCUAUUUUGAUAUGUGCCACAGUGCUGCGAGUGUGCCUCCUGCUUUUGGUUCAAUGUCCGUGUCCGUUGUUCGAUUAAAUCCAGCACGCUUAUGUUUAACUGUUGCCCCCCCGACCACAAGCACACCUACAACACGCCGUAGCACACCCCUUGCCCUGAUAUCCUUACCAGCCCAACAGCAUAACAACAACAACAACAACCACAAUCACCUUCCACAUAAUUUCAAUCAUAAUCAUCAAUAUCACAGCACCCAUCACAGCUACAACAACAACAACAACAGCAACAACAACCAGUAUCACCAAUCACAACCACAACCACUGUCACAACCACAGCCACAACAACAACCGACUAAUCGCCAAUCCCUCCCGCUAACACGUACGAAUUCAAAUUCAACAACCGCAACAACUUUCAAUUCAACCAAUACAACAACAAAUAGUAUUCCUACUGAUGUUGUGAAUGUCAAUUCUUGUACCGAUAUAAUUCCUCAUGGGUCAACUGCGCCACAACAACAACAACAACAACAACAUCCACAACCACAACAACUGUGUUCACAACGACAACAACGACGAUCUCAAACCCAACAACUACAACAACAACAACCACAACAAAUGCAACUGCAACAAUUGUCGCCGCCGCUUCUUAUGAUAAACCUCAACCAAUUGACUGAUACUCAUUAUAACCAUGCAUCCAUCAAUAGUCAUAGCCAAGGAUCUGCAGGACCACAUCACGGCCAACGUAACUACAACAAUCGCAACAACAACAACAUCAAUAAUAAUAGCAAUAGCAACAACAACAACAACAAUGCGAUUAGUGUGAACAAUUCUGACUAUAUGAAUUAUCGUCGCGCAUGUCCCGCUUUGUCCCGUGACUAUCAGCAACACCACAACAACAGCAGCAACAACAAUAAUAUUAACAACAACAACAACAAUCUGGGCAACGGCCACAACAACAACAACAGUCGUCGCCACAAUGGCAACUAUGACAGAAAUGCAAACAAUAAUCACUUUAAUAAUGGUAGUUCGGAACAGAAUGUGGAUCAUAGAGCUGAUGGUGGCUAUAGCUUUAUGCGCAAUGGGGGAAGUGGCAACAGCUAUGGUCGGAAUGGUGCCCAGCACUAUCAGCAGCACAUGAGCAAUGGCUAUAGCAACAACAACAACAACGGAAAUAACAACAAUGUUGCAUCUGGAUCCUCCGCCGGACCUGGCCUAAUGGGUGAUGUUCCGUCCGGCUCCGGUUUGUCCGGCUCAACGCUAUCGCUCAACAAUGGACUCGGUCCCAAUGGCAUCAACUCGGAUAGUCCAUCGCGCAAGCGUCGCCGCAUUUCGGGUCGGCCCAGUCAAUCGCCGCCAGCUAUUUGGGAGCCUAGACGCUCACAGCGCGUUAUGAUGCAACAGGGCAGUCCGCCGUUGCGUCGACCACGACUGCGCGAUGUGGCCACCUCCACGCAGCAGCAGCAGCAACAGCAACAAAUACAACAUCCACAAUACGCUCCACAGCCGCAUCAUUCGCAACAGCAACAGCAGCAGCAGCAGAUGCCUCCGAACUACCAUCCAAUGCAUCAUCAUCAGCAGCCCCAGCCGCACUACGCGCCGCAGCAACAGCAGCCGCAUCAGCACACACACUCACAUCGCUCGCCGUGGGAUCUGGCUGGCAAUGGUCCGGCCGUGGGCAACGCUGGCGGGCCAGCUCCGAGCAGCACUGUGGGCGCCAUAUUGCAGCAGGUGCAGGCACCGCCGCCGCCACCACAGGCACCCAGUCAUCAGCAGGGAGUAGGUGCUGCACCGCCGCCACCGCCACCCACCUCGCUAAUGGUCGACCUCAAUCUGGCUCUGCGUCACGAGCCCAUUUGGGCAUCCUUCUGCACGUAUCCGUUGCCAGCCCAAGCACGUCUGGCGCCUUGCCAUCUGCAUGGCAUUUAUGCGCAACCCUUCACAGCAGCGCCUGCCGGUCUGGCUGCUGCUCCGCUGCAGGUAACUCAGGUUCCGACACCCACACAAGUGGCAGCUGCAGCAGCCGCAGCACAGCACAUGAUCCAAGCGGCAACGAUUACGGCACAGCAGCAGCAACGCGACGUGGCCGCCAUUGCAGUGGCUAAUCUGACAUUGGAGCCACAGCCCAAUGCCCACCAUAUGGACGGACAUCAGGCGGCCGCUGCAGCGGCUGCAGCAGCAGCCGCAGCUGCAGCAGCAUCUGUGCCAGUGGGCUCCCAGGCAACGCAUCCCCAUCCACAUCCACAUCCACAUGCACAUGCCCAUCAGCUGCCGAGCCACAUACACAUUGCCUCGAUGAGUGCUGCAGCGGCAGCGGCUGCUGCACAGCAUAUACAUUCCAAUGCGGCGGCAGCAGCAGCUGCUGCACACGCCACUCAAAUGUCGGCAGCAGCGGCACCGCAGCAAAUAAUUAUAUCAUCAGAGCGACGCACAUUCCCGCCGCACAGACGCCUACCGCGCUUCUGGCCGGCCAAUCAUGGACCACACCGGCAUGUCCUGCCGCCGCAGUCGCUGGCACCACAUCAAGCACCCGUGCAAAUCCAAACCACCGCUGGCAUUAUCAAUCCGGGCUUCUUGCUCAAUUUCCUCGCCAUGUUCCCGCUAUCACCGUAUAACCAACACGAUCUCAACUCCGCGGACACCAAUGAGACGGAGAAUUAUGAGGCGCUGCUCAGCCUGGCUGAGCGUUUGGGCGAGGCCAAGCCUCGCGGGCUAACUCGCAACGAAAUUGAUCAGUUGCCCAGCUAUAAAUAUAAUCCAGAUGCACAUAGUGGCGAUCAAUCAUCCUGCGUGGUCUGCAUGUGUGAUUUCGAGUUGCGCCAGUUGCUGCGCGUAUUGCCCUGCUCCCACGAAUUCCACGCCAAGUGUGUGGACAAAUGGCUGCGCUCGAAUCGCACAUGCCCGAUUUGCCGUGGCAACGCUUCCGAUUAUUUUGAGAGCGGCGAUCAUCAACAGCAGCAGCAGGUUUCGGCACAGGGAGYAACAACCACAACAUCAAUAAAUGGUAACAUUGCCACAGCUACCACCACCAAUGCGUCUGCGACUGUUACCGCCACCGCCACCGCCGUCAUCGUCAAUCCACAGCAGAGCCAGGCCGCUUAGGGCAAUACCAGCAACAAUAACAAUAAUAAUAACAAUAACAAAUACCACAACCAAACGCUUUCGCCACGUCGUCCAGGUGCCACAAGUAAUGGAGCACACACAAAAUCACAACAAACAACAAACACAUAUACACACAGUUAGCCUUUAUAAAUAAUUGAUAUAACGCGCAACGAAUCCAACUGCCAAAUCGCUUCCCCUUUAAACCAGACCACAUCAAUAGCUUGUCGUAGUACUUUACUUAGGCGGUAGUUGUAUGUUAGUAACGGUAAAUGGUUAAAGAAGAAACAGACACACAUACACACACACACACUAAAUUGUAUUGUUAAUGUAAUUAUAUUCAAAUACAUACCACCAAAAUUUCAUACAUAAACAAGGACUACAUUAAAUGCACAAUUAUCGAUAAUAUCUCAUCGAUAGUAAUAUUGAAGAAGUUGAAAAUAAGUAAACUCAA